AUGACUUCGUUUGCUGCCACUAUAAUUUUAACCAGGGAGCUUGAUUGCGUUGGACAUGGCAGCACGGGCAGAGAUGGCGACGGGCGAAGGAGGCAAUGCAUCAACGAAGAGAACGAGCACUCUGUUACUACUUAUGCAGACAAACAAAAAUCACUUUAUAAUUAUGACUCAAAGAAUGGUGGAAUGGAUGAGAACGAGCUGAAUAUUAUGAAAAUAGUGUUGAACAGAAUUUUUGAGAGGGAUAACUACUCUGAGAAAACCCCUAGAUAUUUUAAAUUAUCUAAGGAAGUUCAAAGCUCAAAUGGCACAGUUGAUCAUGACAAGAAUCUAGUCAACCAAGAAAUGGGAGAUGAUGAUAACCUCAUUCUCCGUGUGGUGGCUGGUGCAAAUGAUAGAACGACUAUGGUAAAAGAUACAAUCCAGGAAGCAAUGACAGCUAUUCAGGCUAAUGAAGAUUUUGUUGACCAAGAAAUCGAUGACGAUGAUGAAAACCUUAUUAUCAAUAUACAAAAGCAAGGAAGGAUGAUGCCCUCAAACAGAAAGCAUAAAGCACCUUCAGAGGUUAAAGAUGGUGAGGUACAUACUUUGCUGUCUAAAGCUGAAGCAAAGCAGAGUUUGGAAUUCAAACGAGAUAGCCAGCUAUUAAAUAGAAGUACCAAAUUGCGAAAGAAGUCUCCAUGGAAAGAUCUCGUUAGUGCUAGUAGUGGUGCUACAUUCAGUGUAUUGGAUGUUUUGCUGGGUGCUAUUCCUGGUAAAGAGAUGCAGUAUGGCUCUGAUGGUGUUAGUGAGUUCUCCUCUGACGAAAAAGAUGAAGUAACAAACGAUGAGAAAGUAUCAGAUCACCUUGAAGAGCUGGAUAAAGUUGAAUCUGAAGAUGAAGUAUCAAAUGAUGAGAAAGUAUCAGAUCAGCAUGAAGAGCUGGAUAAAGUUGAAUCUGAAGAUGACGUAUCAAGCGAUGAGGAAGUAUCAGAUCAGCAUGAAGAGCUGGAUAAAGUUGAAUCUGAAGAUGACGUAUCAAGCGAUGAGGAAGUAUCAGAUCAGCAUGAAGAGCUGGAUAAAGUUGAAUCUGAAGAUGACGUAUCAAGCGAUGAGGAAGUAUCAGAUCAGCAUGAAGAGCUGGAUAAAGUUGAAUCUGAAGAUGACGUAUCAAGCGAUGAGGAAGUAUCAGAUCAGCAUGAAGAGCUGGAUAAAGUUGAAUAUGAAGAGAAAGUACCAGAUCAGCAUGAGGAGCUGGAUAAAAUUUCCACUGACAAUUUAGAUGGACCUGUAGAUAUUUAUGUCAGAGGUGCUGCAUGGCGACAAAAAUCUUCAUGGAAAGAAUUGGUUCGUGAUGCCACCAGAAGUUCUUUCAGCAUUUCGCAAAUUUUUCCUGGUCUAAGUCUUCCAAAACCAGAGUUGCCAGUGAUGGGAGAGACCAGAACAGCACAAAAAUCUAACAGCACGGAUAAAAGUGAUUCCCAAGAUGUUUCUGUAGAGGAGCAGAAUAAUGUUCAUUUCAGUAAAGAGCUUCCAGUGUUGGACGACUAUCAGCAGAAAGAAACAAUGAAGAAUUAA
This is a messenger RNA of Solanum tuberosum (potato), 1554 nucleotides long. Its product is annotated as histone-lysine N-methyltransferase SETD1B-like. Gene Ontology annotation, cellular component: nucleus. The transcript has 3 exons. The record is from RefSeq and is a predicted model, not a curated record. Bases 1 to 1554 code for a protein of 517 amino acids. NCBI's taxonomy places the organism in Eukaryota, Viridiplantae, Streptophyta, Magnoliopsida, Solanales, Solanaceae.